Molecule: messenger RNA, 2117 nt
Organism: Paralichthys olivaceus (Japanese flounder)
Lineage: Eukaryota; Metazoa; Chordata; Actinopteri; Pleuronectiformes; Paralichthyidae
Product: cysteine protease atg4da-like
Molecular function (GO): protein-phosphatidylethanolamide deconjugating activity
Source: RefSeq, a predicted model, not a curated record
UCACGUGACGCGCAUAAACAGGAAGUGUGAGCUGGUUGUCGCUUCGCUGCGGAUGUUUGAAAGUGACGGAAAAUAAACCGAGUUCUCCGGCGGAGCUCAGUCAGGGGCUCGGUCUAAGUCCUGGAGCAGCGAUGACGGAGCCUGAAUGGAGGUUACCCUGGAGAUAAGGAGCUACUCUCGUCUCCUCUAGUCUUGGUCAUCUCGUAUGAAUCCCAGCAUGGCUACGUCCCGCUGUGAUAGUCUGUCCUCUGCAGACCAACAAAUGGACGACUGGCUGUUCCUCUCCUCAGAAUCUGCCGGGCCUCAGGUCCUGGAAGUGGGCAGUGACAUCCAGGAGGCCGUGGACAGAAGCAAACUCAGGUCCAAGUUGGUCUCAGCAUGGAACAGUGUGAAAUAUGGCUGGACCUUGAAGCAGAAAUCAAAAUUCAGCAAGAGCUCUCCUGUGAUCUUGCUUGGAAAAUCCUACGAGCUCAAGGAUCAAGGGGACAGAGAGCUUUUCCGUCGUACCUUUGUUUCCCUCCUGUGGCUGACGUACAGACGUGGGUUCCCUCCGCUGGCCGGCUCUUCUCUGACGACCGACAGCGGCUGGGGUUGUGUUCUACGUUCGGGGCAGAUGCUGUUGGCACAAGGUCUCCUCUUACACCUCAUGCCACCAGGUUGGACUUGGUCUGUGAGCCACCAUGCGGUCAAAGAUGACAUGGACCUUGAGAGUUGCUCUCCUGACAGAGGACAGAGUUUCCAGGAGGGGCCUAAAAAAAGGUGUCGAAAACUGAGCUUGGGUUCCCUCCUGGACAGACCCAUGGAGGCCACUCACAGAAGGGUGGUGUCGUGGUUUGCAGACCACCCCGCUGCCCCUUUUGGAAUCCACCGAAUGGUGGAGUUGGGCAAAAGCUCAGGGAAGAAAGCUGGGGACUGGUACGGUCCUUCCAUCGCGGCACACAUCCUCCAGAAAGCUGUGGCAGCAUCUGCAGACCUUCCCAAUCUCGUUGUGUAUGUUGCACAGGAUUGCACCAUUUACAUGGAGGAUGUGAAGCGGUUGUGUGAGCGGCCUCCCCCUCAGUCCUGGAAAUCCGUCAUCAUCCUGGUCCCUGUGCGACUCGGAGGACAAGACCUCAACCCCGCCUACAUCACCUAUGUCAAAAAACUCUUGACACUUCAAGGCUGCAUCGGAAUCAUUGGGGGAAAACCAAAACACUCUUUGUUCUUCAUCGGCUUCCAAGAUGACAAUCUGCUGUACCUGGACCCUCACUACUGUCAGCUCACGGUGGAUAUAACAAAGGAGAAUUUUUCCCUGGAGUCUUUUCACUGCAAAUAUCCCAGGAAAAUGGCCGUCUCACGCAUGGACCCCAGCUGUACCAUUGGGUUUUAUGCUAAAGGUCAAAAAGACUUUGAAUCACUAUGCACAAUUGUUACUGAGGCUCUCUCCACAUCUACAGAGACGUACCCCAUGUUCAUCUUUGCAGAGGGACAUGGUCAAGAACAGGAGCAAAGCAACACACCCACAAACAACUUCACCUACAUCCAGAGGAAAGAUGAACUGAGAAGAGUCGACACAAACAACAGCAUGGAUGAGUUUGUUCUAUUAUGAACAGAAGAAAAUAAAAAUCUGCCCCAAGGGGCGUUUGAUGAUCAAUGAUCACACGUAGAUGUGAGACGGCUGAGCGUGAGAAUAAUGUCCUGCUGACUUCUAUUUCUAUUUAUUGUUUUAAGAUGAAACUGAACUUUGUGACAGAAAGGGUGAUUAUUUUAUUAGUGUUUCUUCAUAAAUCAAUCUCCUUCUUCUUCUUCUUAAUCUAUUCAAAUGAGUUAAUAUAUGAUUAUAGUAACUAAUGUCUCCCAGAGUCAAACGUAAAGAAAGUGUUACUGAGCUUCACAGCCUCCUACUGUCUCAUGUCAUGUGACAGGAUGUGCUGCCUUUGAAUAGAGUAAAACAUUUGGACACUUGUUAUGUGACAAACACUUGAAUAUAAAGAUUAUGACUUAACUGGAGAAUUAGUCAAAAUGAUGUGUAAUGUUCUCUGAGAAGAAAAGGACUUUAGUUUUCUCAUGAGCUGGACUAGUUUUUUGUGGUAUUUUAUCCAAAUAAACGGUUUAUAAAGGAACCCGUGCAAAACUCA